Molecule: messenger RNA, 1080 nt
Organism: Anthostomella pinea
Lineage: Eukaryota; Fungi; Ascomycota; Sordariomycetes; Xylariales; Xylariaceae
Source: the annotation of a GenBank genome assembly
AUGUCCACCGCGAUCCCGUAUUUUUCCACGAUUACUGUUCUUAAUGGCUCGAGGGCCGCCGUUCUUCAUGAGGUAGUCCCUACCUUCCUGACGCUCACAGUCACCAGGUCUUCGAUUGAACAGGUCACUGUCAUCCCACUAGGUAACGGCGCGGCCGCCACCAGGACAGCUGCGGAGCCGAGCGUGGUAGCUCUGCCGACGGAAGAGAGUGCCGCAUCCACCCCAGCGAGCUCAAGCACUGGGAUUUCGGACACCGCCAUAAUCGUCAUAGUUGUCAUACUAGUAAUCUCCCUCAUACUCUUCGUUCUCUGCUGCAUAUGCAAGGCCCAACGAGGCAAGAACCGGUCCAGGGUCCAUAGCUUCCGCUGCUCCGGGCCUUGCUGUCGCAGAGUAGGGCCGCCCGGUCACGCUGGACCACAGGGACCUCAGGGGGUUCCUGGACCGCAGGGGCCGCCGCCCAGGGGCCCGGGGGACCAGCUGGUCCUACAGGCGAGGCCGGUAAACAAGGUCCGCCGGGUGUUCAAGGACGUCCGGGACCACCCGGCCAAGACGGUCUACCCGGACGCACUGGCCAGCAAGGCAUCCCUGGCGCAGCAGGUCGCGAUGGUAGGGACGGCCGUGACGGGCAAAGUGGGGCCGACGGCAGGCACGGCAAAGACGGCGACAGGGGCGAAAAAGGGGCGUCUGGAAAAGAGGGCCCCCGCGGAGAGCGAGGACCGCCGGAAGGGCCCGCUGGUGAGAAAGGGGAGAAGGGCGAAAAAGGAGAGGAAGGAGGGAAAGGAGACCAGGGAGAUAGAGGGUACUGCGGGAAGCGUGGUUGUUCGGGACCGAAAGGUGAUGAAGGGCCCAGGGGUCCAAAGGGCGAUCGCGGGCCGCGUGGAAAUCGAGGUGGAGGCCACUCAGGAUGUUGUUGUAGCUGCCACCAUCGCUGUGAGUCGGACGGCAGCUGUUGAAGAAGUGAUGGAUCGAAAUCCGGGCGCCGUCCCGUCAGUAAUGACUCCAGGAGUUCUGGGAAGGAAACGUGCUGGAGAUAGGCGUAAGAGACUCGUGUUCAUUCUCCUUCUGCACUUGCAGCAAUAA